CAGUGCAGUGAGAAUCUUCUGAUCCGUGCUAACCGCCCUGUUUUCUCGCCGACGGCAGGCUACAGCUUCGAGUACACGCGGGGCGUGAGUGUCUCCGAGCCGACCCGCAGACGCAAGUUUUCUUCCAGCAGCAGCGGCUUCUCCUCGGGCCCCAGCAGUGCCGCAGAGAUGGAAGGCGGGGUCCGAGAUUUGCCCUUCGACAAGCCCCCCCGUCCCUUCCGGCCCCCCGACCGCUUGCUGAGGAGGAAGAAGGAGACCCAGGAGAGUUUACCGUCGUGGAUCAGUGAUACCAGGGUGAACGCCGAUGACAUUGUGGAGCGGAUCGUGCAGACGCAGGACUUCAGCGACACCAGCAACUCUGAGGACAGUGGACUACAGCUGUUCGUAGGACGAGAUGGGACGACCUUGUUUGGGGGCGUGCAGUUAAACACCAGACACUCAGUCAGUGACUACAUGCCGGUGAUAAUCAGUGGCCACUGAUAUCAGGAUGGGCCAUGGUGGGAUCGGACUGUGCCCUUCAUCUCUGGGAACCUGGAAGAGCGUCGCUCGGAAGGAGGAAUACCAUGGAUGGAUGGGAGGGGGGUGGAAAUCAUUGGGAACAUCUCCAGAGAGGACCACUCCCAACCCUUCAGAAGAUCAGUGGGAAGCCAUCUCCUCUGGUCCCCACCAACCCAUGUAGACCCACCACGCAGGGAUCAUUGGGUUCCCCUUGCCCCCUCUACUCCCUGGGCUGGCCGAGAGGGGUAGGGGGGCAACAGCUGACCAAUAUCCAUGGUGGUGGUGGAGGGGCAAAUAGUCACAGUCCAGUCAAAUCCAGAGCAAUUAGUUAAAAUCCCACCUGGGUCUUCAGAGUCGAGACACAAAGCUUGCUGGAGUAACUCAGCGGAACAGGCAGCAUCUCUGGAGAAAAAUCACACGUGCUGAGAGAAUGGAGCGGCUGGGAUUGUCCACUCUGGGAGUUUAGAAGGAUGAGCGGGUAUCAUAUUGAAACAUAUAAGAUUGUUAAGGGUUUGGACACGCUAGAGGAAGAAAACAUGUUCCCGAUGUUGGGAGAGUCCAGAACCAGGGGCCACACACAGUUUAAGAAUAAGGGGUAAGCCAUUUAGAAUGGAGACGAGGAAACACUUUUUCUCACAGAGAGUUGGGGGUCUGUGGAAUUCUCUGCCUCGGAGGGCGGUGGAGGCUGGUUCUCUGCACUCCCUCAACAUUUUUCAUCAGGCUAGAAAAAACGGCGCCACCUACUGAAUGCCACGUAUACCUAUGACUAGCACCACCUAUGACCUACCUACAACGUCAUAGAAACACAGAAAAUCGGUGCAGGAUUUUGGAAUUCUUUAAUUUGCCACAACCAAGAAAUGGAAGGAUGCAUCUUGAUGAUGACAAUCCAGAAUUGCUGCAGGAAUUGCAAUACGAUAGAAGUGAACAACAGCAAUUUGUUGAGGAGAAUGGGUCUCUGCUGAAUGCUGAGCAGAGAGCAGUGUAUGCACUCAAUUUAACAUUAAAAAAAAAUCGCAAACCA
This is a messenger RNA of Leucoraja erinaceus (little skate), 1519 nucleotides long. Its product is annotated as early estrogen-induced gene 1 protein-like. The annotation marks the transcript as partial. The record is from RefSeq and is a predicted model, not a curated record. Lineage: Eukaryota; Metazoa; Chordata; Chondrichthyes; Rajiformes; Rajidae. The transcript is spliced from 4 exons.